Messenger RNA from Chara braunii, 1246 nucleotides. Lineage: Eukaryota; Viridiplantae; Streptophyta; Charophyceae; Charales; Characeae. The record is from the annotation of a GenBank genome assembly.
CCGUAACCCCUCUUUCUCCCCUCUCCUCUCAUCUCUUCUUUCCCUGGCUGAUAAAUUUUGCUAUUUUUGCGAAGCAAUCUUUCGCGUGUAUUCGAUCCCCAUGUGUCCUAACGGGGAAGGCUAUGCAGAAUGGGUAGAUUGUCGGCAAUGUGUCGCACGUGCAUCCAAUACAGAAAUGGCGGUAAGCCGUGGCUGUGCCCCUUGUGUCGGGCUGACAAGAUCCCCACCGAGGCUCGCUUUUUGGAUGCCACGUCAGAAGGGCUGGAAAAGAUCCGGAAGUUUAGAAGGGUUGAAGUUUGGACCGAUAUCGCUUUGAUUGCCACCUUAGUGGGUAACCGCCUCCAGGAUUUCACCAAGGAAGAUCGAAGGAGGGCUAAUGAAAGGGCUCGGGAUUAUCAAUGGGUCGAGGUGGAGACUCUGGCGCGAGCACUCGUCGAGUUGUCGGUGUGCCUGGUCGGAAAACGUAGCACGUGGACAAGGGACGAAGACCAUCGCGAGUGGAGCGAGUAUCUAGAGUGGCUGAUUAUCCAGGCCUGGAGAACGGACGUGGAGGGCGAUCUUCUUGGAUUCCUAUUCGGAUCUGUGUGGCCCAGUCAUCGCCAGCCAAUCGUCCUAGAACUCACGGUCCCGCUCGCGCAGCUAGCCGACGAUCUUCCCCUGGAGAUCGUCUCGCAAAGUGGCGAGAGCCCGGUCCCGCACGUUCUCACGUGGACCUUGGUGCCAUACCUUCAGUGGUCCGCGUGCCUGGAGGAGCCGGGAAACGACCGCAACGCGCCCUCGCAGCGGGAUUAUCUGAGCCCACGAGAGAUCAUCGAUCCCGCCUACUUUCGGGAUCGAACGGCCACCGAGCACGAGGCGAUAGCAGAAGAAGAAGAAGAAGCAGAAGAAGAAGAAGAAGAGGAGGAGGACGACGAGGAAGAAACUCCCGAAGAAGAGGGUUACAGUGAGCACAGUGAAGGUGAGCAGAGUGAGGCGGAGGAGGAGGAAGAAGAAGAACACGACGAUCAGGAGGAGCUAGAAGAGUCCGAGUGGGAAGGAUUCAAGGAGGAAGUGCUUGCGGAGGAGCUCGAGCGAACAGAAGCAGAGCAGGCGAAAGACCCCGAGGCGGUGCGCAAAAGAGAAGAGAUCGUGGCCGGAAAGCGACAGCUGGAAUUCGCCAGCGAAGCCAAUCCGCCGACCACCGACGAUCCGACCCGAGAUCCCUAGCCGCUUAAGCCCGAGGAUGGGGACCCAGCAGCCGAGACUU